Diprion similis is the source of this 839-nucleotide messenger RNA. RefSeq names its product transmembrane protein 199. The coding region runs from base 73 to 744 and encodes 223 amino acids. Gene Ontology annotation, cellular component: endomembrane system. The transcript is spliced from 3 exons. The record is from RefSeq and is a predicted model, not a curated record. Gene Ontology annotation, biological process: vacuolar proton-transporting V-type ATPase complex assembly. NCBI's taxonomy places the organism in Eukaryota, Metazoa, Arthropoda, Insecta, Hymenoptera, Diprionidae.
GAUAAAUAUUUGAAAAUCCUCUUAUUGUUCUACAUAUAUCUAUCUAUAUUUAUAAAGUAACAAGAAGUGACAAUGCCUGUAGGACCGAUCAAGAAUCCUUUGAUAACAAUCAAACCUGGAGCAGCUUUGAUAGAGUUUGUAGUAAAAAAAGUAACUGAUGUAGAAAAAGCUCCGGAUGGUAUAACUACGCUAAAAAAUUCAACUAAAAAACAGCGGUCAAAUGUUGUGCUGAAACUAGACGAUGUAAGAUGGCUGAACAAUUAUUUGAUAGAGUGGAGAAAAACAUCAGACGAAAAAUUCUACAUCCAUGAAUUUUUGGAGACAUCUGAAAUCAUUCUCCCAACGCCAGAAGUGACCCCGAGAAAUCCCGAGCUCGAGGCCAGAAUUCAGAAGUUGAUACUUCAACAAAAUAGUCGGGAUUAUCGAGCCAUGACUAAAAACAUUGACUCAGUGCGGAAAAAGUUUCCUGAAGAUACAAUCGCCUACCAAAUGAAAGAAAUGAAUAGGCAUCUCAUCGCUGUUGCCCAGUUCAUCUUCUCCGUACUUGCUGGAUUUAUGUUUGGCUUUAUUGGCAUAGAAUUAAUUAUUGGUAAUUUGGACUUUGGAUUUAGAUUGUUACUAGGUAUAAUUUUUGCUCUGAUCAUAGCACUAGCUGAGAUAUACUUUUUGGCUAAAAAACUUAACGAAGAAGACUACAUCAUCACAAUGGAUGCUCUACCAACAAAAAAAUUUCAUCAAGAAUAAUAUUAGAGAUUGUAGAAAUUUUGUUUCUUUCGUCAAUUUACAGUGUUGACCAUCUGGUAUAUACACCUUAAUUCUUUUAUUUUUUUACCGUUCAC